Messenger RNA from Opisthorchis viverrini, 765 nucleotides. RefSeq lists its product as hypothetical. Gene Ontology annotation, molecular function: protein binding. The transcript has 3 exons. The annotation marks the transcript as partial. Lineage: Eukaryota; Metazoa; Platyhelminthes; Trematoda; Opisthorchiida; Opisthorchiidae. The record is from RefSeq and is a predicted model, not a curated record.
UCACCGACAAAUGUUACGCUGGGUGAAAAAUCAUUUGGGCACACUCGUCUCUCAUGGGAAUAUACGUCAAGCUGUCCAGUCACGCGGUUUCACAUUACAGUAGAAACGAAGAGCAAACCGCUCCAACUUACAUCCUCCAAGAAAGAAAUAUUUUUUCCAUCACUUCCAAAGUGCGCCAAGUUUACCGCUGAUGUGUUUGGCUCAAAUCCUAAUGGGAAUGGCUUGCGUUCGAAAACUCUCGAAGUGUUCAGUCCCGAGGUCCCUGUUGCUCCAAGCUCAGUUCGCGUUACAACGGUGGCAAACACCUCAAGUAUUUCGGUCAGCUGGCGGGACAAUCCAGACUGCGAUAUUGACGGUUAUCUGGUGAGGAUCUACGCAAAAGACGGAUCUUUGGUGACGAUGUCCGAAACGACCAAUCAGCACGCUAACAUCCUGGAUGUACCAACGUGUGUUCCGCUAGUGGCCAGCGUUCAAGGACACAAUAGGGCUGGCAAUGGCUCAGAAUCAAGAAGUGCAGAGUUCACAAUACAAUCGGGUAAAACAAAAAAUGUCUACCUUACAAUUUUGCUGAAACCUCUUAGACAACUCGUGACUGGUUUCGCUCUUCUUAGGUCUUAUCAGGUAGGCGCAGUCCCCGAUUUUCCGUCAAACUUAUAUUCUAUUUGGACCCAAAUUAGACUGAUUGCUUCAAAUACACUCGUCUAUAAAUUAAUUUGGUGUUCUCGGGAGACUCGAGCGAAUCUCUCGUUUGUGAUUUUCUUCAAC